This is a messenger RNA of Diachasma alloeum, 4372 nucleotides long. Its product is annotated as RNA-binding protein 5. The record is from RefSeq and is a predicted model, not a curated record. Gene Ontology annotation, molecular function: RNA binding. Bases 300 to 3038 code for a protein of 912 amino acids. Lineage: Eukaryota; Metazoa; Arthropoda; Insecta; Hymenoptera; Braconidae. Gene Ontology annotation, biological process: mRNA splicing, via spliceosome. Gene Ontology annotation, cellular component: nucleus. The transcript is spliced from 7 exons.
UACGCAUCCAAGAGAGCAAGAGAGUUUCCGAAAGCUCUCCGGCCAUCCAGGCACACCGCCAUAUUCCGCGCGGAACGAGAUAUAGCGAAGCGUUUUUGCCACGCCAUUGUGAAAAUUGUUAUCACAAUCAGGAGUGCUCGCAGCGUGCAAAGGAGUGAGUGGGUUCAAAAGACCUCGAUCAAAAGGAGUUACUUCGAAGGGCCAGUGAAGCGCAUUAGACGUUUCCGGAGACAUCGACAUUUUGAUGACGAAGGGAACCCGAGGGCCACACGAGAUUAAUUAGUAAAUGGACAGCCAACAUGUACAAUAAUAUCGACCCAUGGGAGCCGGGCUACGGUCCGGACAAUCGGCGACACCCUGAUUACGAGUACCGGGAUUACCGCACCAGCAGGUCCCCGGAUUACCCGGACCAUCGUGAUUUGGAUCACCGUGAGCGUGAGCACAGGAGCCCGGACUACAGGAAUCACCGCCGCGAUCGAGACAGAGAGCGCGACAGGAGCCGAGACCGACGAGAUCGCAGCAGAGAGGAGCGUUAUCGAGAGAGGGAUGAUCGCUACAGCAGAGGAAGAGAUAGAGACUCAUCCGAACGCGAUCGUGAUCGCGAGAGGGAUCGAGACAGGGAUCGGGAGAGGGACAGGGAGAGGGACAGAGACAGAGAGAGAGAGCGUUCGCGACGUGACAGGGAUCGUGAGAGGGAUCGGGAUAGACGGAGCAAAAGGGAGGAUCGUGAUCGUGAGCGGGAUGACGAUCACAGUCGUGAGAGUAUUGAAUACGAUCACGAUCAUGGACGUACUUAUGGGUCAUCCAUGGAGGGAGUCCACUACAAGUCACAAACGCCAAACAACACUAUUAUGAUCCGUGGUCUUGCACAGCAUAUUACUGAAAACGAUGUACGUCAAGACAUCUUAAACUGUGGACUCAUGCCCAAGGACAUUAGGCUGAUACGGAAGAAAGAUACAGGUGCUUCGCGAGGUUUUGCAUUCGUCGAGUUUAACGCGACACAGGAGGCCGCACGUUGGAUGGAGAUGAAACAGGGGGUACUGAUGCUACAGGAGCAGUAUCGAGCGCUGAUGCAGUACAGCAUACCAAAAGAUUGCCACAUGGAUAAGCCGCCGUCAAAGAAUAGUCAAGAUUGGCAUUGUGUUAAGUGUGGAGCUCACAAUUUCAAAAGACGAGAGACCUGCUUCAAGUGUUCAGCAUCGCGUGCCGAGAGUGAAGAAGGUGGUGAGGGCAGCGAUGAGAUCAGUCCACACCCCACGAACACAGUUUUGCUGCGUGGUCUUGACGUCCUCACAACCGAAGACUCAGUCCUCCAAGCGAUGAAUAAUUCGUCAGCAAUGCCAAUUCGAAGUAUUAGGAUUGGUCGUGACACAUUGACAAAUACAUCCCGAGGUGUUUGUUACCUGGAAAUGGCCAAUGUCGUCGACGCAAUGUACCUUCACACCGAGUUGACCAAGCAGGGGCUCACGGUGGACGGGCGAAAAGUGGAAAUUGCUUACUGCAAACUUCACCAGGUCAGCAGCGCUGGGCUUUGGAAGUUGAACGAGAAUCAGCCCCAGCGGUAUACGUUAGACGAUGUUGCUCAACUCGCUGAGUACAGUGCCAAUUUGUACGCCAAAACACCAGCGCAAAAGGCGCAUUACAUUCAAUACUACACGCAGUACUAUCAGAAUCAAAUUAUUCAGGGGACUGCCAUCACUUUACCAUCAUUGAAUCAAACUGAUAGGGUCAAUGCUGCUGCUGCUGUGGCACAAUCGGCGAUACAGCAGCUCCAGGCCUCGAGGAAAUUGGGUGACGCUGAGGAGAUGAAAGCCAGACCAACUCCGACUGCCCCUACUAGCACUUCAUUGGCGAGUGGACGGGUGCCUGCUCAUGCUAAUGAUGGGAAAGUCUACUCUGUGCCCGACGUCAGCACUUACCACUACGACGAGUCCUCCGGCUACUACUACGACCCUUCCACCGGUCUCUACUACGACCCAAACUCCCAGUACUACUACAACAGUCACACGCAACAGUUCCUCUACUGGGACGCCGAGUCCCUCUCUUACCAGCCCGCAAAGUCGAAUCUCCCAAUUCCGGGCACCAUAAACCUCACAUCCACCUCCGCAAUCGCCGCAGAACUCCCAAACCCCACGAUAAGCAGUAUGACAAACCUAAAUUCCCAAGAGUCGAAGGAUGACGACAAAAAGAAAGAGACGAAACAGGACAAGGUCAAGGUGGCUAAAAAAAUCGCGAAGGACAUGGAGCGUUGGGCGAAGACCCUGAAUCAAAAGAAAGAGAAUGCGAAGAGCAAUUGGUCUGCUGAGUACUCGGUGGGUGAGUCCUACCAGGGAGGGAGUGGUGCAGCCGAUGCUGGCUAUGCUAUUCUGGAGAAAAAGUCAAUCGUUAAUUCCUACCACGAAGAGGAGGACACCGGUAACAAUGGCCUGGUGGCAGCAUACGGAGGAGGAAGUGACACGGAAGAGGAGAUUGAAGAUGUUGGACAGGAGGAAAGGCAGCACACUGAUUGGACGAAACUUGCCUGUCUCCUCUGCAAGCGACAAUUUCCGAGCAAAGAAGGACUCGUUCGUCAUCAGCAACUGUCGGAUCUUCACAAGCAAAAUCUCGAGAGUUGGUACCAGGUCAGAGGACUGGACCCCAAUGAUCCUCAACAGAGGAACAAUAAAUACAGAGACAGGGCUAAAGAGAGAAGAGCUAAAUAUGGAGAGCCAGAGCCCCCUCAACCGAAUAAGCUCAAAGAAAAAUAUCUCAAGACUAGAGUCGAUGAGGCGCCAGUUAAUUAUGAUGAGCCCACUAGGGCUGGAAUUGGUUCUGAUAAUGUUGGGAAUAAAUUGUUGCAGAAGAUGGGUUGGAGCGAGGGAAUGGGACUGGGAAAAACAAACCAGGGGAGGACCAGUAUCAUCGAAGCUGAGAGAAGGGUCCCCACGGCUGGGCUCGGGGCUAAAUCGUCGUCUUACAGUGCUAUGCCUGGUGAUACUUACAAAGAUUGCGUGAAGAAGAUGAUGUAUGCACGAUAUCAGGAAUUAUCUGAUUCGUAAUUAAUAAUGUAUCGGUAUGGAAAAUGUGAGGGGGGGGGGCAGGAGAGAACAUGCUGUGUGAAUUAGUGAAACGUAAUAGGAUGAACUGCUAUUUUAUUGAUUAUGAAUGGUCACUAGUUAUUAUGAUUUUAUUCUUCCCUUUACCAAUGGCAUUUUCAGGUAAUUAUUCGUACCAAGGAGGCUGAAGGGAGGAAAGAGGAGGAGGCAAUUAUGAUUAAGUAUUUUGUAUAACAAAAAUUGCAAAAAAUCGUUCUCGUAUGUGUACAAUAAGAGAUACAUCAAUUAUGAUAUUGAGAUCUAUAAGGGAUUUUGAAUAAAUUCAGUUCAAUUAUGUAAAAAAGACAUUACUUUGAUAGGGAGGCGAUCAGUUGUGUACAUAGUCCCAGGCAUCACCGUUCAAUGUUAGAAUCACUAAAUUCUGAUUGACAUUGGACGCGGCUCGAGCGGAGCUGUACAGGGUGCCCCAAAAUGAAAUCGUUUGAAGACGAAAACUCGAAUAACAUUUUUUCUCCGACGCUUCAUUUACGAGUUAUUGAUACAAAAAAACGAAGAUUAGCUGCAAAACACCCUUCGGUGGAAAAUCUAUGUAUUCUCUGUCACUUGAGAUGGAGGAAUGGAAAAAUGGCAAUCGAUUGAGCAUUCAAUGCCCAAUAGAUCAUUAUGAAUUUGAUUCCUCUGUUGCCAAAACGGGGCGAGAAAAGCUGUGACAAAAUUUACAGUGAUGUAAGAGCCAUUUGGAUCCAACACGCCAUGUGACCCUGAAAAUCAAAAUCCACGUGAAAAAUCCAUAUCUUCUCUCCCAUUCGGUAUCUACAGAUGAGAUUGAUUGGAAUCGAUGGGACGAUAUGAUUUCUCUAACGGGGAGAAAACAUUUGGUUGGCGGUCCUUUUUUAUUUGACAACUCUUAAACAAAGCGUCGGAGGGAAAAAUUUUAUUGGAGUUUUCGCCUCCAAAUGAGCCCCCGAAUUACCCUCGCGAGAAUGGCGUUUCAUUUUGGGAUACGCUGUAUGUUUGAGAAAAGCGAAAUUUUUACACAUCUCCACGCUUUUAUGACGGAAUCAAAAAAUAUGAUCUGCCCGCAUAAAAGCGUGGGAAUGUCUCAAAAAUGCUCACUUCUCUCAAUACAGAUGGACUCACUCGAGUCGCGUUAAAACAAAUUCUUUUUCGAUGAUCAAUUUUUCUCAUUAAUUUUUUUUCCUGUAAUCAAUUUCCUGUCAUCAUGAGGAAAAUUAUUUUGAUUAUCACUGUAAUUUUAUUUUUUUAUGUGAACAUUUUCUGUAUGAAACAGCUAAGCAGUGCACGCAUAAUAAAGACACUUGCGGAUUGCUUGUAAA